CACCUACCUGAGUACCGAUGUGUACGAGUGUACUAUGAACGACUCGCCCAUCAUGCGUCGUUGCAAGGACGACUGGGUCAAUGCUACCCAGAUUCUUAAGUGCUGCAACUUCCCCAAAGCGAAAAGAACCAAAAUCUUGGAGAAAGGCGUCCAACAGGGUCUUCACGAAAAGGUCCAAGGUGGGUUUGGUCGUUUCCAAGGAACGUGGAUUCCUUUGCCUGAUGCCCAAAGAUUAGCUACCAUGUAUGGAGUAACAGCUGACGCAGCACCGGUCCUCUUUCUCAACUUGGAAGACCCCAAUUUGGUAAUCCCCCAGAAGGUCAAGCCACAGCCAAAAGAACCAUCGCUGCUGAAGCGGAAAUAUACCAAAAAGGCAAAAAAGCCGGAAGACAACAAGAAGUUGAAAACCGACGAAAACGCCCCACAAAUGCUGACAUUCACUCAACAACCACCACAACCACCUCAACAAGACUAUAUCCACAUUAAUGGGAACGUGAGCGGAAACGGUAUGUCCAAUAUUCCGAAUUUCACUCCACAUAACCAGGCAGUCCAGAACGAAUUCCAGAACUACCAGAUGCAAUUCCAGAGAAUGCAACAGCAACAGCAACAGCAACAGCAGCAACAACAACAACACCAACAGCACCAAGUAAAGUUUUAUCCAAAUCAACCAAAUCCAAAUGGAGCUAAUGGGUACUCCCAAACCCCGUUGGCUGCACAAAUGAUGGGCAAUUUCCAACACAGUAGUAAGCCUCUGUCUAAUGAAAAUUGGUCUCAGGACGAACUAGGAAACACCCAAAAAGACAGCGACACAUCUGUAUCGACAAAUGAGGAUCCCAAACACAUCCAGAACGGGAUGAACGACUCAAUGACAGCUGAUAUCACUCAAAGUCCAAAACUGAGCCAGGAAGAGAAUACUUAUUCGGCUCAGUUGUUGAAGUUUUUCAGUGAAGAUAAUGCGCAGAUUCCAUAUUUCAUCCACAAUCCACCAUACAACUUCAACAUUAACGAAGCCAUAGACGACGAGGGGCAUACGCCUUUGCACUGGGCUGCAUCUAUAGGCAAUUAUCAGAUGAUCCAUCUUCUACUCAGUAAAGGAGCCAGUCCAUUGGUAGUAAACAGCUUUGGAUUGAACCCCUUAUCGAAGUUGAUUUCGUUCAACAACUGUUCGGAACUCAAAAACUUCCCUAAAGUGCUAGACGAUUUGGAAUUGUGUUUGAUCAAUACGGACAUUAAUGGUCGUACACCUUUGCACUACUUGUGCCAGUAUUCUAAGGUGAAGUCCAAGUACGAAAGUUUGCGCUACUACAUGAACAUUAUCUUAAACAAGUUGACAGCGAUGUCUAACUACAACCCCAGUAAACAGAUAGACUUAUUGAAAAAUGUUCUAGACCAUCAGGACGUUAAUGGUGACACCUGUUUGCAUUUGGCUGUACGAUUCUCCAGUGCCAAACUUGCAAAGUUGUUAUUGCAGAUUCUGGCUCUACCAACGCAGUAUCCAGCUGCUGGACUAAACUACCUGGCUCCAGCCGUUAAACACGAGUCUGAGGGUCAAUACCAGGUAUUGGCGACACCUAUGCAAACUGUAGCGAACGGUAUAGAAACUCCAGACACUCAGCGUACAAUGAUUCAAGAUGAUGACAUGGACGAGGACGAUACCACCACUGAACGAGUGGACAAGAAUCACAUUGAACAUUUAAUCAAAGGAGAGGACAAUAAGGAGAAUAUCUUCGUAGAUGGCAAAGGCUAUAAUGCUGUGUCUACGCCUAUUCUGAAGCCUCACCAAAACGCUUCAGCAUCUACUCACCAACCGUUAGCUGUGAUAUCAGAAAGAACAGUAGAAAGUACUCCUAUUCAUGACAAAAAGUUUCAACUUUCGACUAUUCAUCAGACAUACAAGCCACAGCCUCCCAGGUUGGAUGAAAACGGAAAGAUCGUCGAAGAAAAGGUGAAGAAUAAACUCGAAGAAAAUGUUGAUAUGAAGUUGCUGAUGCUCGACUUGUCUUCAAUGAUCACUGGUAUGAUCAACUCCUUAUCUGACUCGUACAAUCAUGAAUUUCAGCAAUACGAGGGAAAGAUAAAUGAGCUAGAAGAACAAUUGAAGAGUAAGCAGAACGCCAAUGACGAAUCUACUCAGUACUUUACCAAAAUGUUGAACCGAGUUGGAAUUGAACAAUUUAGCAAUGUAGAAGAAGGAAAGCAGAAGUUGACAGAUGCCAUCGAUUUGCACGAAGAAGAAAUUCGCACAAAGGAACAAUCGUUAAUUAGGGUUUUGGAAAGAAACCAGGCCUACCAACUAGCAACCCUUGUUGAAAAGCAAGAGAUUGACUUGAUGGUAAAUCAGGAUAAGGGCGAAUCUGUAGAAGACGAGCUUGAGCUCAUAGACCAGAACAAGAUCGACUACGCUGUAGAGCUUACCAAGAUGCAAAUCAAACGCAAUAAAUUGGUAAGCAAAUUGACUCAAGGAAUAAAGACGUUUGGCAUUGAUUCGAAAAUGUACAAAUACAGAAAAUUGAUUAGCUUAAGUUGUGGUUUGAAGGUGGAAGACAUUGACAGUUUGAUAGAUGGCAUUGAAGAAUCGUUGGUGGAGAAUAUGUCGUGAAGAUUCAUUCGUAUUUAGUUCGUUUGUACAUGUAUUAUUUAGCAUAGACACUUGGAAUGUCGCAGACAUUCUAGCAUCAAUACCAUUAUUGUACAUCU
Messenger RNA from Scheffersomyces stipitis CBS 6054, 2697 nucleotides. It is a transcript of the gene SWI4, whose product is annotated as SBF complex DNA-binding subunit. Bases 35 to 2599 code for a protein of 854 amino acids. NCBI's taxonomy places the organism in Eukaryota, Fungi, Ascomycota, Pichiomycetes, Serinales, Debaryomycetaceae. Gene Ontology annotation, cellular component: MBF transcription complex; SBF transcription complex. The record is from RefSeq and is a predicted model, not a curated record. The transcript has 5 exons. Gene Ontology annotation, molecular function: transcription regulator activity; protein binding; DNA binding.